Molecule: messenger RNA, 507 nt
Organism: Penicillium bovifimosum
Lineage: Eukaryota; Fungi; Ascomycota; Eurotiomycetes; Eurotiales; Aspergillaceae
Exons: 1
Coding region: 1-507 (168 amino acids)
Source: RefSeq, a predicted model, not a curated record
AUGGAAUGCGAACCACACAAGAAAACAACCACCGACGCCAACACACAGACACCAACCCAACCAACACCAGCAGUACCCGCUAUAGGAGAGAAUUUUUCGAACAAUUCUUCGAACACUAACCUCGACUCCUUCACUCAAUCGCCGUCCCCCACAACCGACCGAGAACCCCAAAUAGCCCCACUAGCCUACUCUCCGCAACCUCCUCCUCCUCCUCGUCGUCAACCAAACCCGCCCGCCACCUCGCCCCAAAAUCAACAACCGACCUAUGCCUCUGUCCUCCAGCAAUCUGUCGCAUCCACGCCAGGAUCGAUUCCUUCAAUGCAAAAGCCUAUCACUUCCGCAAAACCUGCAAAAUCCGUAAUCACAAUCGAAGAUCUUCACCGCCGUUUUCACAAUAAGCCGUCACCGUUCCAGCUCGAUGAUAAACCAAAGCAACGUGCGACUAAACCACCGUCCAGGCAGUUUGGAUCAAUCUCAGGGAUCAAUCAAUAUGUAUUUAGAAAGUAG